Molecule: messenger RNA, 855 nt
Organism: Aspergillus clavatus NRRL 1
Lineage: Eukaryota; Fungi; Ascomycota; Eurotiomycetes; Eurotiales; Aspergillaceae
Product: aspartate/glutamate racemase family protein
Exons: 1
Coding region: 1-855 (284 amino acids)
Source: RefSeq, a predicted model, not a curated record
AUGGCUGCAUCAAGAGCCAACCGCCGGUUCUCGGUGCUCAUCGUCAACCCGAACACAUCGACGCACAUGACGGAUGCACUCAAGCCCAUUGUUGAGAGCUUAAACUAUACAGACGUGCAAUUCCAUUACUUCACGGCCCCGACUGAGCCCGUCACACUUCCAGAUGGGCGUGUUAUUGACGGAGUGCCGAGUAUCAACUCGGGGGAAGACUCGGUCACAUCAGCCUUACACUGCAAACCCUUCGUCGAGCCGCUCCUCCCAAAAUACGAUGCGUUUCUUAUUGCCUGCUACUCGGCUCAUCCGCUCGUCGGCAUGUUGAAAGAUGCAAUUGCGAAAUUGGAUCAGGAGACCAAGAAAUAUGCCACUGGCAUCUUCGAAGCUAGCGUCUUGAUGUCCCUCUCUUUGACCAGUUCCUUCAACCUAUCAGGUGGACCAGGCCUAGAAAAGGAACAAGCAAAAGACACAUUCGGCAUAGUCACUACGGGGAGCAUCUGGAAAGACGAGCUGACCAAAUCCGUCACAGAAUUGCUUGUCAAUUCUGGUGAUAGUCACAAUUCGUCUACUCGUUUUGCGGGAGUGGAAACCACUGGGUUGACGGCCGUUCAACUACAUACCACUGCACCUGAGGAAGUGAGAAAGAGAAUCAGCGAUGCGACAGAGAGGCUUAUCAAGAGCACACCGCAUCCUCUGAGUGCGAUUUGCAUGGGCUGCGCGGGAAUGGCAGGCAUGGAGGAAGCAGUGAGAGAUGGCUGCAUCAGAGUGUAUGGCGAACGCCAAGGCCGUCGAGUGAGGAUAGUCGAUGGCGUGGUUGCUGGUGCUGGAAUGCUUGUGACAGCUUGCAAAGCAGGAUUCUGA